This is a messenger RNA of Aspergillus versicolor CBS 583.65, 1752 nucleotides long. Its product is annotated as serine hydrolase domain-containing protein. NCBI's taxonomy places the organism in Eukaryota, Fungi, Ascomycota, Eurotiomycetes, Eurotiales, Aspergillaceae. The coding region runs from base 1 to 1752 and encodes 583 amino acids. The record is from RefSeq and is a predicted model, not a curated record. The transcript has 4 exons.
AUGAGAGCUCAAUACUGGGCCCUGUUGGCCCUUACUGGAUAUAGCCUCGCAGACACAAUCGUCACCCGCAAUACUGCUGUAAGUAACUGUCCACCUUUGGGUGCUGUUCUUCCGCCGCCCAAAGAGCCUUCGAAGAAUGAAGCAGUCAAGGAAGCUCUGUCUCGGAUCCAGGAGCUUCAAGAAGAAGUAGAAUUCCUGCUCGGGAACGCCACAGGUGUUGCAGUGUCAGUUUCGUCAGCUUACGAGCAUGAUAUUCUCGGCAGCCUAGCAUACACCCCGGCUGUUUACAACACAUCUGGCACACAUGCAGUUGAUGAUGACACCGUCUUUAGAAUCGCAAGUGUCAGUAAAGUGUUCACAGCGAUGAGCUUGCUUCUUCUCGGUGACAAUAUCAGCUUCUCUGAUCCUAUUACCAAAUACGUACCAGAGUUGAAUGAGCUCAAAAGGCAGCAAAGCAUGCAGAAUGAUAUCACAAUAAUGGACUGGGAUCACAUAACAAUCGAUUCCAUGGCCAGUCAUCUUGCAGGCGUGGGCAAUAACUUGGGAAAUGAUCUGGCUAAUCAGCCUGCAUUUAAUCCCACGAAAUACGGCCUUCCAGAACUGCCUCCUGAUGGUCAUAGUGAAUGCGGUGCUCUGGCGUCGUCGAGACCAUGUACCUGGAAAGACUUUUGGACAAAGUUUGGUAGGAAGGAAGCAACAUGCGGACCUUAUACCACCCCAGCAUAUAGCGACGUGGCAUAUGAUAUCCUAGGACUCGUUAUCGAGCGAGUCUCAGGCGAGUCCUAUGGAGAUUUUGUGCAGAACCAUAUUUUCACACCUCUCAACAUGACCAACACCUAUGCUUCCAAGCCCAAAGACGAUAGCGUUGGGUUUAUCUCACGCGAAUCAAAUUUCUGGAGUACUUCAAUGGGAUUUCAACAAGCGGACGGAGGCCUCUAUUCAUCAGCAAACGAUCUAGCAAAAUUUGGUCAAGCUAUUCUGAGCUAUAAGCUGGUGGACAAGAUUAGGACUAAAGCCUGGUUGAAGCCGCGUACCCAUACUUCGUCUCUGGGACUCUCAGUCGGGGCGCCAUGGGAGAUCUGCCGUGCGAAUAACCUGACUGUAGACGGGCGCAUUAUCGAUGUCUAUACUAGAAUCGGUGAUAUCCCUGACUACAAUGCGCUCUUUGCAGUCAUUCCCGACUAUGGUCUCUCCAUGUCAGUCCUAUCGGCAGGCCCAGAGUCUAGCCUAGAUAACCAGCUGUACAUAGCCACCCAGGUCUUACAGCCCCUAGUGAGAAGCUUGGAAGCGGCUGGCAAGGCAGAGGCAAAGCUUAAUUAUGCAGGCACAUAUGAAAACCGUCAGACGAACAGCAGCAUUGAGUUACGCAUCGACGAUCAAUCCGGGCUUCAUGUGAAGAACUGGAUCAUGAACGGGCAUGAUGUUCUCGAAGACUAUGCCAGUAUCUCCUCGUUCGGGGCAUCAAGCAGCAUUUCAUCGUACUUGUCAGUGCGCCUGUUUCCGACUGGUCUCGAAUCAAGAAAUUACUCGGCCUGGCGUGCUGUGUAUAGCACUUUGGACCCGUCGGUAGUCCAGGCACAGGAGAAUGCAGUAUUCUUUCUGCAGUCGGGGUGCCGAAGCUGGGAAACCAUAGAUAACCUGGUGUACGGGUAUAACGCAUUUGAUGAUUUCGUGUUUGGAUUUAAUGGGACCGGUGAUUCUGCGAUCAGUAUCAGGCCACAAGCUUUUCGGCAAACGCUCACACGAGUCUAA